This is a messenger RNA of Schizosaccharomyces japonicus yFS275, 1548 nucleotides long. Its product is annotated as alpha-1,6-mannosyltransferase Och1. Gene Ontology annotation, molecular function: initiation-specific glycolipid 1,6-alpha-mannosyltransferase activity; mannosyltransferase activity; alpha-1,6-mannosyltransferase activity. The transcript has a single exon. The record is from RefSeq and is a predicted model, not a curated record. The coding region runs from base 156 to 1349 and encodes 397 amino acids. Gene Ontology annotation, biological process: protein N-linked glycosylation; glycoprotein biosynthetic process; cell wall mannoprotein biosynthetic process. Gene Ontology annotation, cellular component: Golgi apparatus; Golgi membrane. Lineage: Eukaryota; Fungi; Ascomycota; Schizosaccharomycetes; Schizosaccharomycetales; Schizosaccharomycetaceae.
AACGACUCCUACCGUCCGCCAUUCACUUCUACUAAAAAGUGAAUACGCUGCUUACCGCGUUCUUUCGUGAAAUUUGACGACUGCAGAGUUAGAUUUUUGAAGGAGAUCGACGGUUUUGGUAAGACAGCUUUUUUUCCGCGACAAAAUACGGAAAAAUGAUAAAAAGAGGGCGCUAUGGGCUACUACUAGUAGUUGCGAUCAUUCUAUAUGUUAGCUUCUCAUCCAUCAGUGAUUUUGAUGGACUGAAUGAGCCACCGGCAGAGAAGAAUUAUGCUGAUAGUAUUGAACGCGAUCAAUUGAAACAGUCUCGCGUCGUUCAAGCUACUGCUACGUCAACUUCUGAGACAAGCGCUUCGGCUACGCCUACAGCUUCUUAUUUUACCCCAGAGAAGAACAAUGGGCCUGAUGAAACGGACGAUGCUGCUGUUGACGAAAACGAUACCGAGGGAGGAUACAAGUAUGAUGAAACUUCCCCGGAGAUGUUCAACUAUGUGAAGGAUGAUGUUAUUGCAGAAUUGCGUCAAAUGUUGCCUUCUCUGAAGAAAAACAAGCAGGCUAUUAUUCCAAAAACCAUUUGGCAAACCCUCAAAAGUUUUGACUCGGAAGGCUAUCUUGGUUAUAUCAAUUUGUGGACCAAGGCUAAUCCAGGUUAUGUGCAUGCUGUUCUUACGGACGACGAUGCCGAGGAGUUUUUGAGAGAACACUUUGGGGACGAAUCAAAGUCUCGGCUCAUGGAGUACUUUUUCAAGCUUCCGGAGCCUGUAAUGAAGGCCGACUUCUUUCGGUACCUCUCCUUGUUGGCUGAAGGCGGUUAUUAUACGGAUAUUGACACGUCGCCCAUUAAGCCCAUUGAUAAGUGGGUGCCGGCUAAAUUCAAGGAUUCGGACAUUGGCAUGAUUGUGGGCAUUGAAGCCGAUCCUGAUCGUCCAGACUGGAACGACUAUUACGCCAGACGAGUACAGUUCUGCCAGUGGACGAUUGCCGCUGUUCCCAACCAUCCUAUCCUUUGGGACAUGGCUCAACGAAUCACGAAGGAGACGAUUAAGCGUGCUGAAACCAAUAAACUUGACACUCGUUAUGGAAACGUAAUGGAGUGGACGGGUCCUGGUGUGUGGACGGAUGCAGUUAUGGACUAUCUCGACUGGAACUACGGACCCUUCUCGUGGAAGAAUGUUACAAACCUUCAGGAACCCAUGCUGGUGGGAGACGUCCUGGUAUUGCCCAUCACCGCAUUUAGUCCCGGUGUUGGCCAUAUGAACAGCAAGAGUUUUGAUCAUCCGUCGGCUCUUGUUCGUCACCAUUUCUCUGGGUCCUGGAAGGCUACGACUCAUGAAAACAAAGGCCAUUAAUGUGGAACUGGAUAGUACGGAAGCAGGAAACGAUCAUUAUUUUAUAAUCAGUUCUGAUUAUUUGUCACUCUUUCUACCAAAAUCGCAUGUUUCUGUUUUUCGACCGCUAAUUGAUGCAUUCUUUUUCAUUUUUGGGGUUCAAAUAUUGCAUAUUCAGUGUCAACAAAAUUGUUCUAAAUUACUACACACGCAUACAUAU